UGUUCCUUACUUUCCGCAGCUCAUUUAAGCACGUAAUGCAACACACAUGUGCAGCGCUGGUUUAUGGUCUACAGUUCAAAAACCGUCUUGAAUGUCCAAAAAGCUGCUUGUCAAGUCCUUCAAUCUAGUCCAGCCUCGCCUCAUGUCGACAUCACCCUCGACAAAGCAGAAACUGGUUCCAGUAUCAGAUUUCCGAGCCUUGAUUCCUAUCCGAGAGAUCCACCAGGAGAACUAUUUGGACGACUCCAAUGACGAAAUCUAUGUAGAUAUUUCAAACAAGUUCAUUCACCACGCUGGAAUCUACAAGAAAGAGCCUCAUCUCGCUCACGUUUAUACCCACCGAGAACAAGUGAAAGAAAGGUACAAGUCCAAAAGAGGGCACAUAUUUUGGUACACUGCAGAACUGAAGUUUGAAAUCAGAUGGAAUCAAACGGCUGCCAGGUGGGAACACAGAGUGGAGCGACACCUCAUCGAAGAAGACACACAUCAAAUCCCAGAGCAAUGGGGAGUCAUUGAGCAGUCCUUGUAUUCAGUGAAUGAGUCUGGACAUGAAGGAAACCCUGUUGAAGGUGAAUGGCAAAGCCUUAUCAACGAAGAAGAACAUCAGGAUACAACUAGGAAGAGGGGAUCAUGUCCUGGCAUUUAUGCAACGGCCUGGUCUCACACCCGGUUUUGGAAAGCUUUGGUGGCAGCUGCUAAGAGAGCUCGAGGAGAAGUCACCUAUGAAGAAGUGACAUAUUCAGGCCCGACAUGCCAUAUUAUCUUCAUUGUUGACAGCAGCAAAUCGAUGGCAAAGAAAGACUUGAAGUUGGAUGGUCAAAGUAUGCGCCGCAUCGAUGGGGCCUUUCUAAUGAUGAAGGAGUUCGCGCAGAAUGACCCAGGACACGGAUCUGAUACAUACACCGCAGUUCUAGUAUCAGAGAUGGGAUGCCAGACAAUUUGCAAGCAAUCCCCGGCAGCAAUUCUGGCAGAUUGCCUGGAAUCAGUGGAUGUUGAACCCAAGCACGGAGCUUCCUAUCGGCGGGUCAUCGAUAGCCUGCGCACGCUGUCCGAUGUACGAGAGCGCACACGCGUCAUCUUCUUAUCCGACGCACGUCCAGGAGAUGCCGGUCCCUAUUUGAAGUACUAUUGUGAGUACCUCUCAUGGCUGGGCGCAAACUCACAAGUUCUUCCUUUAGACACAUUGCAAGUGUACACCAUCGGCAUGCAAGGAACCUCAGAUUUUGCAAUUCUUCAGCAAAUGGCCCAUUUGGGAAAUGGCAUGCAUUUGCCAUGCCAGUCAUCAAUUGCGUCUUUGCGUACAGCUUUCGCGACUGUCUCCCGCACCAUAACACAGAGACGCAAGGCAUGGUCCUUGUGCAAAGUCAAAGCUCAACCCCAAGGCAAAAGAUAUUGUUCAGGGGGCAGGUACAAACAGAAAAAUAGAGAGACAUACGCACGGCUUCCGUUGAACUUGUUAUUCAGCAAUUAGUUGAAGCAUGUUGAAGCUGAGAAGGAUUCAGCGGUGAAUGAACACAAGCGUGGCAAGGCCGUGGGGAGUGGUCAAUCAUUUAACGACUUUGCCAAGCCCACUCGCAACAAUCGCAAGGAGCGAAGUCAAUUCUAUGAGCUACCUGGAUUGAUUACCUUCGGCCAUAAGAAUUGCAAGCUCCUUCGUGGCAAGAGCACAGAGUUUGUGUUUGACGGCUCGGAAUUUCUGGAGAAGGUCCAAGAACAUGUCGAGGUAUCAGUCCACAAUCUUCCUUUUGAUCGUGGAGCGAUGAGGCAAGUGUACAUGAUGCGAGCUGAGGGUCAUGAUGAGUUAGUCGGCGUUUGUAAAAUGGGCAGGUGGACUGAUGAGACAUAUGGCAUCAAGGAAGCAAGGCGCGAUGUCAAGAGUCUUGCGCUAGCUUCUUUCUUGGCGCUGGAGUUUUGCACCUUUUGUGACUUGCAGCCUGAGAAGUUUCGCUUCGUCAGAAGCUCAAUUUAUCAAUGUCACUCUGAGGACUCUUGGGGGUUGACUGCAGACCAUGUUUUUGUGGGUGAAGAGCAUUUGAACACGCGCUUCAUCAAGUUCAGCAGCAACGAUGGCUUUGUAAACUACAUAGACCACUCACUCGAGGCACAAGCAUUUGUGCAUUUUACGUAUGAAGCUUGUGGUGAGGAAAUGAUGGUCUCUGAUAUACAAGGAGUUCGAGUUGAUAAUGGUAUAUUGCUCACCGACCCGCAAAUCCUUUCUUCCUGGCAUGGAUUUGGGCCUGGAGAUCUUGGUGCAGGAGGGAUGAGCAGCUGCAUGGAAAGUCAUGAAUGCAAUUAUUUGUGCCAACGCUUCACAAAGAAAUUCAAGGCACAAAGACAAUCUGAGCGAAUGCCUGGAUCAUGGACCACUUUGGUUGAUCCAUGGAGUUUGGCCGAAGGGGCCGAAACAUAUUCCUAACUAUUGAAAGAAGAAUGUCGUAAGAAACCGAAGAAUCCGAUAUUGAUAUG
Messenger RNA from Durusdinium trenchii, 2466 nucleotides. The record is from the annotation of a GenBank genome assembly. Lineage: Eukaryota; Dinophyceae; Suessiales; Symbiodiniaceae.